AUGCGCUUUGCAGCAGCAGCUAGAACGCUAGGGGCCCCCAGUACCCUGGGGGGCCCCCCCUCCCUGGGGGGCUCCCCUAGCUGGGGGCCCCCGAGGGUACUGGGGGGCCCCCCUAGCUGGGGGCCCCCUAGGGUACUGAGGGGCCCCACGAGCCCCAGAGGUGCUGCUGCUGAUGCUGUAAUAAUAAGGCACUGCAGCAGCAGCAGCAGCAGCAGCAUGUGCUGCUGCUGCUCGUUGCAUGCGCUCUUGUACAGAGAAGGCUUGAGGGCCCCCCGUACCCUCAGGGGGGCCCCCCUGCCAGCAGCAAUUUAUUUUUCGGGUUUUUCCGUUUUUGCUUCUGAGGGUUUUCUUCUAAACAAACAAAUCAAUUUGUCUUCAGCCAGGCUGCUGCAGGUGCAGCAGCAGCAGCAGCAUGUGCACGAGCAGCAGCAGCAGCAGCAGGUGCACGACCAGCAGCAGCAGCAGGUGCGCGAGCAGCAGCACCAGCAGCAGCACCAGCAGCAGAUGCACGAGCAGCAGCAGCAGCAGCAGAAGCAGCAGCAGGUGCAUGAGCAGCAGCAGCAGCAGGAGCAGGAGCAGAACAUGCAACAGCAGCAGCAGAAGCAGCAGCAGCAGCAGGUGCACCAGCAGCAGCAGCAGCGGAAGCAGCAGCAGAAGCAGCACGAGUACAGCUACGAUCCAGCAGCAAAACCGAAAAGGUUUCGGCUGAGUGCAGCAGCAAGCAGCAAAGACGCGCAGCGAGUGCUGCAGCAGCUAAGAGCAGCGCUGCAGCAGCAGCGGCCAGUUCACCUAGAGAUACUGUCCCCUCCGCCGCCCCACAGACCUGCUGCUGCUGCUGCUGCAGCAGCAGCAGCAGCAGCAAGGGUGCAGCAAGUCGAUGCGCUUGCCCGCACAGUUGUGCUGCAGAACAGAGAUAUAGCCAAGGCAGCAAAUCUCCCCCUCAACGUUGCUGCUUUGCUGCGGCAGCAGCAGCUGCAGCAGCAGCUGCAGCAGCAGCAGCAGCAAGAGCAGCAGAAGCAGCAGCAGAAGCAGCAGCAAAAGCAAAAGCCACACACACAUAU
Messenger RNA from Eimeria tenella, 1061 nucleotides. RefSeq names its product glycosyl transferase, putative. The record is from RefSeq and is a predicted model, not a curated record. NCBI's taxonomy places the organism in Eukaryota, Apicomplexa, Conoidasida, Eucoccidiorida, Eimeriidae. The transcript has a single exon. The annotation marks the transcript as partial.